Messenger RNA from Biomphalaria glabrata, 3826 nucleotides. RefSeq names its product 2-amino-3-ketobutyrate coenzyme A ligase, mitochondrial-like. NCBI's taxonomy places the organism in Eukaryota, Metazoa, Mollusca, Gastropoda, Planorbidae. Gene Ontology annotation, molecular function: glycine C-acetyltransferase activity; pyridoxal phosphate binding. Bases 84 to 1358 code for a protein of 424 amino acids. The record is from RefSeq and is a predicted model, not a curated record. Gene Ontology annotation, biological process: L-threonine catabolic process; biosynthetic process. The transcript is spliced from 11 exons.
UGGAAAUCUUUAUUAUUAGAAAUAUUUAUCCUCUUCAACUCUGAACUCGAUGUAGAUCUAGUAUUGUAGAAAUAAACAACAUCAUGAACAUGGCAAAUCUGGCGAAGAUUAAACAACUUUUCAAUAAAACCAGCCUUUUUCUUGAGAAGCAACACAGAUGGAUGUCAGCAGUGGCAGCUACUAGAAGUAUUUUGGAAAAAGAGUUAGAGAACAUCAAAGCUGCAGGAACAUACAAAAAUGAGAGGAUAAUCACAUCUCCUCAAGGCCCAUCCAUCACUGUCAAAAGCAGCCAAGGACAAAUCUUGAACUUUUGUGCUAAUAAUUAUCUUGGAUUGUCAAGCCACCCAGAAGUGAUAGAAGCUGGAAAGAAAGCUCUGGACACGCAUGGAGCAGGAUUAAGCUCAGUGCGUUUUAUCUGUGGAACCCAGGAUAUUCAUAAAGAUCUUGAGAGUAAAAUUGCCAAGUUUCACAACAAAGAAGAUGCCAUUCUUUACAUAAGCUGUUUUGAUGCAAACGCUGGCGUAUUUGAGACACUACUUAGUCCUGAAGAUGCUGUUAUCUCUGAUGAGUUAAAUCAUGCUUCAAUUAUUGAUGGGAUUCGACUUUGUAAAGCACAAAGACUUAGAUAUAAACAUAGAGAUUUAGAAGAUUUGGAAAAACAACUGGAGGAAGCUAAAAGCUGCAGACAACGAUUAAUUGCUACUGAUGGGGUUUUUAGUAUGGAUGGAAAUAUUGCACCAUUAAAAGACAUAACGAAGUUGGCUAAAAAACACAAUGCUUUGGUGUUUAUUGACGAGUGUCAUGCAACAGGUUUCUUUGGUCCAACUGGAAGGGGAACUGAAGAACAUUUUAAUCUCUCUGUCGAUAUCAUCAACUCAACAUUAGGCAAGGCUCUAGGAGGUGCUGCAGGUGGUUACACAGCUGGACCUAAACAACUUAUUGAUUUACUGAGGCAAAGAUCUAGACCUUAUUUAUUUUCCAAUACACUUCCCCCACCAGUAGUGGCCUGUGCCAGUAAGGCUUUGGAUCUAGUGAUGUCCAACACAGAUCUCCCUAAACAAGUACUUGCAAAUACCCAGAGGUUUAGAGCCAAAAUGUUAAAUGCUGGAUUCACCAUAUCUGGAGAUCCUUGUCAUCCAAUCUGCCCUGUUAUGUUAGGAGAUGCCAGGCUUGCUUCUGAGUUUGCAGACCAAAUGUUAGGCAAUGGUAUCUAUGUUAUUGGGUUUAGUUAUCCAGUUGUUCCUAAAGGCAAGGCCAGAAUCAGAGUGCAGAUCUCAGCAGCUCAUUCGGAGAAAGACAUCGACAGGGCUGUAGAUGCUUUCAUUAAAAUAGGACGGAAUUUAAAAGUCAUUAAGUAGACAGCUUGAAAUAAUGUUUAUAUUAAGACAUUUUCUUCAUAUGGUUUCUUUAUACUAGCUACAAAAUGGUUGCGGGUAAUAUUUUUUUUUUUUGUUUGAUCUCAUUACUUUUGUGUUGUUGUUUUUUUGUAGUUACUUGUUACAUUUUUAUUGUGUUGCUGUAUCGAUCACACAUUAAUACCCCACCUAAAAAUAAAAAAAAAUCUAAAUAAUGAAUUUAAUCAUCAUCAGAUGGUUGAAUUUUCUUUUCAAUGCUGGACUUCAAGAAAAUUUAUUAUUUUCUCUUAUAAUGUAAUGUAGUUUUCCUUUGAAAUGUUUUGGCAUUUAAGUUUCACCUCAACAAAAAAAAAAUCUUUGUUCAUUAUGUGAAAAAUUAGUCAUAACUAAGGACAUAUGGAAAAUGGCUUAAGAUUACUUAAGGUUCAUACUUAUAGUAUUUGUCAGAUACACAAUGGAAGUAUGAAUUGUUUCCCAAAUUGAGCAUGAUACAGAAACACUGGAGCACAGGCAAUAAUUUGUGACCUGACAAUUAAAUAGACUUUAGCACAAUACACACUUGCAAGAAUAAUAAUUGCUUCAAGUAAGGUAUAUUGUAAUGUAGAAAUAGCUGAAUAUUUAAUUUAGAAACAUGUCUACAGACUUGAUAUGAAUCUCACUUUCUCUUUUUCUCCAUAUUUUUCUAAUUUACUUGUUGCAAAUGUCUUCAAGCAAUAUAUGUCUUUAAUAAAAAAUUUUUGGGUACUUUAAUUAGAUGUCAUCCAAGCUUCUAUGGUGAACCAAAUUCUUUUUGGCUUUGGGUCUGAGAUUUUCAGCCGAAAAUAAGUUGGUUCACUUCUAUUGAAAUGUUUUUGUUUUUUUUUGCUUUUGUCUGAAGCUCCACCUCCUGGCCUUAAGAAUAUUGUUAGCUCUGACUUUGAUAAAUUGUACUUAAAAAAUUGUUAAAUAUAGGCCAUACAAUUGUUCCAUUCUAUUACAUGACAUAUUUAUUGGUCAAAAUCUCGCAUUGCCUUGUGUCUAGUAGCGUAUUUGAUCUAAAAUAGCUGGUGAUUUUCCCACCCACUAUGAAAGUAAUAAGACGCACAAAUAUUUUGUUGAGUCAAGAAUCACAGUCUCAAUAUUUUGUAUCUACAUAAUUUUACAUUUGAGUACUGCAUGUAUAAUAAGCAAUCAAGUGAUCCAUCUGUAAAAAUGUCUUUACUUUCAGCCAAAACUCCAUUAAAAUAUUUAAGUUAGAGAAGAAAUAUUUCUUGUAUAUUUUAUAUUCCGUACAUCUAUAAAUCCAUUUUUUUUCUGUCAUUGUUGAUAUUAUUCCAACUUUGUCUACUGACAGGGUAAUUGUUUAUAUUGUGAUAUUUGUUAUAAUCUUUGAACUGAAUUAUGUUACAAAAUGCAUACAUUAAAUGAUAUUAUCACUUAAAUAGUAAUGAUUAUACUCUUGUACUUAGCAUGCAUAUUACAUUAAGUAGACCAAUAGCUAAGGAGUAGUCCAUCUGUGUCAAGAAUUUUCUUGUAAGGAUUGAUGUGUGCUUUUUUUUUUAAAUCAAGAAAUUAAGCCAGAAUAAGUGACAGCCAUUUUAUGUGUUGGUUGGCUGCCUACUGGUGUGGUAUGUUCUGUGGACUUCAUCUUGAUGGUCCUGAGUUUGAACCAUUCACAGCUCACUUCAAUGUCAUCCUGCAGAAGAUAUGGUCUUGGACCGAGUCAACUGAAUGUCUGAAACUUAGAAGUCAUUCCACUCCACACCUUUGAUGAUUUUACAUUCCACUCCAUGAAAAUAUUUCUAUUUCCCUAAUGCAUGGGAGAUGAUUGUUGAUUGGUGAAUAUAAGUUUCUUUUUAACUGUGAAUGUACUAAAACCAUAGAUGCUGUUAUUUGAUGGAAAUAUUUGUUUCUGCCAUCAUCCCAACCUUAGUCUUGUUGAAGAAGGAAAGUGGGAACUCAAACUUGUAUACCAGUAAUGCAAGUUGACUUACUAGACGCACACAUUGCCAGUAGUUUAGAAUAUCCUAUAAGGAUAGUAGUUUCCAUUCAUUAUGGAACAUGCUCAUUAAUAAUCCUGGAUUUGAAAUUAGACUAUUUUGAUAUACCAUAAGUAUUUACACAAUCGUUUUGAUGAAAUCAUUUAUGAAUUUAUAAAUAACUAUAUCUUUAUAUGGUUUACCCUAUUUAAAGAGAAUGCAACUGCCUAUCUAUAAAAUCCAGAUUUGAAAUCUAGAAGAUAUCAUAUCAGGAUUGUUUAGUCUUGAGACUGGAGUUCACAAUGUUAUCUACACUGUUGUAUUGCACUUAAUUAUUCUGCUUUUCAUUCUGGUCAUGCAACACAAACAAUGAUAUCAUGCUGCCUAAACAUAGACCCUUGUUGACUUGUACAUAGCUUUGUUAUUGAUAAAGGUAUUGGCUUUUUUUGUUUUGCACAUUUUACAAUAAUUUUAUUUAAUAGUCUAGUAGAAUAAAGUUGGUAACGAACAUUC